AUGGACAAGAGUGACAACGCUAAUAUCAUUGCGCCAGCCCAGAGAAAGAGAAGACGAUCGAUUAGUGAUGAUGCUGGGAGAUCAUCCCCCGGCACUACUGAGCGAAGCUUGACAUCCGCAGACUAUGCUAUCGGCUGGAUCUGCGCUCUAAGUGUAGAGUACGUUGCUGCGCAAGUCUUUCUUGACGAGAAGCACCAGACACCAGAGCAUGUGCACCCAAGUGACGAUAACGACUAUACACUGGGCAAGAUUGGGCGGCACAAUGUAGUUAUCGCCGUUUUGCCCAAAGGCGAGUACGGGAUUUCAAGUGCGACGGGCGUUGCAAAGAAUAUGCUGCAUAGCUUUCCAAACAUUAGAAUCGGUCUAAUGGUUGGCAUUGGCGGCGGCGCUCCCAGCCAAAAGCAUGAUAUACGGCUGGGUGAUGUCGUGGUUAGUGCUCCUUGCGACGGAACUGGGGGCGUUAUCCAGUAUGACUUUGGCAAGGCAAUCCAAGAUAGAACUUUUCAUACGACAGGGUUUCUUAAUCAGCCACCAAGAGUUCUCCAAACUGCAGUGAAUGGGCUUGAAGCAGAUUAUGAGAUUUACGGCCAUAAGCUCGAAGAGGCUAUCAACAAUGUUCUUGACAAGCUACCAAGGCUACGACGAAAGUAUGGGCGGCCGCUGCCAAUUAGUGACAGACUAUACCAAUCCUCAGUGGCUCAUCCUUUAAAUACCGAAGAAAAUUGCGCCAGCUGCUGCGGAGAUCUCUCAUCGGAUAUAGUAGUCCGGGCUGAUCGCACUGAGGAAGAUGAUAACCCAGCUAUUCAUUACGGCUUGAUUGCCUCGGCAAACAAAGUGAUGAAAGACGCCCUUAUUCGGGACAGGCUGAUUAAAGAGAAAGAUGUUUUAUGUUUUGAGAUGGAAGCAGCAGGACUAAUGAAUCAAUUUCCGUGUUUAGUGAUUCGUGGUAUUUGUGACUACUCUGAUUCUCAUAAGAGUAAAGAGUGGCAAGGCUAUGCAUCAAUGACAGCCGCAGCAUAUGCCAAGGAUCUUUUGUCUAGAGUCCCCCCCAGCAAAGUUGAGGCCGAGAGUCGGAUUACAGAUCUUCUUCAAGGUUGGUGGUUGACCAGCUUAAUAAUGAUGGUGAAUAAAUAUUAA
Messenger RNA from Trichoderma asperellum CBS 433.97, 1137 nucleotides. RefSeq lists its product as uncharacterized. Gene Ontology annotation, molecular function: protein binding; catalytic activity. Gene Ontology annotation, biological process: nucleoside metabolic process. Lineage: Eukaryota; Fungi; Ascomycota; Sordariomycetes; Hypocreales; Hypocreaceae. The record is from RefSeq and is a predicted model, not a curated record.